Molecule: messenger RNA, 951 nt
Organism: Saccharomycopsis crataegensis
Lineage: Eukaryota; Fungi; Ascomycota; Saccharomycetes; Ascoideales; Saccharomycopsidaceae
Gene: NHP10
Product: Nhp10p
Exons: 1
Coding region: 1-951 (316 amino acids)
Molecular function (GO): DNA binding, bending
Source: RefSeq, a predicted model, not a curated record
AUGAAUUCAGAAUCAGAUAAUUUGAAGUUUCAGCAGAAAUGCAAGGACUUGAAGAAACGGGUUGGGGAGAUUGAUGAGAACAAUGAAGCAAUGACAAUUGCCCUUGGUAGAACAAAGCUUGCCAUCAAGAGAUUGAGGUUAGAGUCUGCUAUUCUUCUAGAAAGAUUAGAAAAAAAGAUAAAUCCUUCAUCAUUUGGCGUAUCAGCCUCAGCAAAAGAAAUGGCGAACAAAGGGUUCGAUUCUAAAACCGUAAGUUACUCAUCAAUACCAAGCCCGGAACUUCCAGCCCUCAAGUUGCUGGACAUUGGGGCAAAUGGAGCAACUGGAAAUGGACGAAGAAAGAAUGGGGCUGGUAAGGCUAAAGCGAAACAAAGAGAUCCAAACCAACCAAAAAGACCUACCAAUUCAUACUUGAUUUUUUGUGAAUUGGAAAAGGACAAGAUUAAACAAAAGCUAGAUUCUGAAGGGCCACCAGGUCACUUAUAUGAUAUGUCGAAAGCCCUAACUGAAGCAUGGAAACAUUUGAAUGAUGAGGACAAGAAACCAUAUGUGAAAUUAUACGAGGAUGACAGACAGCGCUACAAUAGAGAGCUCAAAAUUUACCAUGAAAAGAAAGAUAAAGAAGCAGCAGCUGCUGCUGCUGCUACAGCUGCUGCUUCUUGUUCUUCAACUACUGCCAAUGCUGGUGACAAGAAGCUAACUCCUACCGAUCCUAAACCAUCCAAUAAUACUGAAACAAGUGAAUUAGGAGACGCUACAACUACUGCUGACAAUGCCCUCCCGCCCCACGAUGAUGCAAUUCCUUCCACCCAGUCUUCACCAACGAAAAAACAUGUAUUGGAAGAUAUCAGUGAAGAAAAAACUGAACCAUCGAAAAAAUUGAAAUUGGAAGAAGACGAGAAUAGCAUUGCUGAUGCUGCUCCUUCGUCGACAAUUACCGACCAGAAAUAA